CGGACGCUUGGGCUUGUGGGGAAGGUGCUCUGUGUUCCUGAGAGGCAGGGAGGUUCAUCAUCUAAGCUCGACACCAUCGAAUCCAAUACCAAUCACUAUCUUCUUAAUAUAUCGAGAGCCUUUUCUUUUGAUGUCUAUAGCGUCGAAAAUUGGAAAAAUGUUCUAAUAUCGAGAAAGUUCUUUGUAAAUUUUAUUAUCAAGCCAUUCUCAAGACUCUGGCACGGAACUUUGUCGUUCGACUCAUCGCCAGAAAUCAUCUCCAAGCUACAGUCGCCGCCAACCUCUUUUCUUGAAGAUUCAUUCAAGACAAACUCAACUACCAGGAGAUUUAACCACAAACUGAUGCUUGUAUAAAAAUCCCGCCACUGGGCUAAUUCUCCUUCAUCAUGGAUCGCCCUGAACCUGGGCUCGUCAAAUGGUCGUCCAACCCUUCAUAUGAUAACUUCAUUCAUAUCAACCUUCAGCACCGCGUUGUUCAGGUCUACGAACCAACUGGUCACGCAAGAGCUGGGAAAUUCGACUAUCAGAAACUCACCCGUCACGAUGACUUCCCUCCCCUCACAACCUACGAUUGGUCGCCAACCAAUCCCGGUCUUCUUGCCGUUGGUACCGGUAGUGGCAUUGUGAAUUUGCUCAGGAUUGACGAUGGAUCUAAUGCGUACGUGGAGCUGGGCCUCAAGAUGUCUCGUACUUGUCAAGCCGUCGCGUUCAACACAACCGGAUUGUUAGCAGUUGGCCUGGACAGAGUGCGAAUGGAUCAAUGUCUUCACAUCUGGGAUGUCAGUCGAUUGUCUUCAAUAGACAAGAACACAAAAGGCUUUCCUUCGGAUGCAACUAAUAUUGCUGAACCGAAAACCCGUCUUGAACCUAGUGUCUCUGUGUCAAGCAUCAAAUUCUUCGAAGACAGCCCCCAAACUCUUGUUGUUGGUAUUAAGGCUCAGGGUCUUCGAAUACAUGACCUUCGAGACCCUUCAAGCAUUGUUACAUUUCAAACAAAGUGCAACAACAAUCUUACGAUCGACUAUGCUGAUCAGAAUUAUUUUGCUUCGUCUGCCCUGGAUCAUCCUGGAGUAAUGAUCUGGGACCGUCGAGCGACAUCUCGACCUGUGGCUUCUCAUGCAUACAUGCAAGCAAUUGAGGAGGAUGAACUCCCGUGGGGUGGAGCAUUGCGUCUUGACCGAGUCAUUGAGACUGAUUCUGACCCUUUCUUGGCUGAGGGAAAGUAUUCCCUUGUUCGAUCACUUCGAUAUUGUCGUGAUCAUCGUGGCUUGCUUGCUGUGCUAUCUCGUACGGGACAACUCAAGGUCUUGAACACCAAUAAAGAGGCCCCAUCCUCUGGGUCUAGCAACCCGGAACUUCUCCAAGUUCAAAAGUCUUAUGAGAUGGACGUCUCAUAUGUCGAAACAUCAAGGAAGAAUGAUCGAAUUGUUGCUUUUGACUGGGUAACAUUGAGCUCACCCGUCCUUCGUCCACGGCUCCUUGUUCUACGAGCCAAUGGGAACUUUGAAAUCCUCGAACAACCAUCGCAAACAUCAGAUCAUGUUUACAAACUUGUACCAUGGAAAGCACCGCAUCGCGGUCUCGAAGAGGGCGCCCCAUACCACGCCAUGAUGCAAUUUGAACCAUCCCAAGCUCCUGAUAUGUUAGGGCCUCUUCUUAUCGAAGAAGCUUUGUCAGAAGUGCCAUUAUUCGGACCAGAGAGUGCAAAUGUUCGGGCAGAUACGGAGGCCUUACUACAGGCAAAUAACAUGACUUCAGUGGUUAUAGAGGACAUUGGGGCAACCACGAGGCGACUGCCUGAUGCCUUUCACAAAGCUUCUACCGUCGCAGCUAAGAUAAGAGCCUUGCGCGCCUUCGUAAGAGAUGAGUUUCAAGCUCCAAAGGGUAUAAAGCCACGUGUUGGUGAUACAAAGAUCGUCGAAAGCGAGACCAGUGAGAUGUCCCUAGCUUCCGAUAGCUUGGGCUCAUGCCGGGAAAUCCACGAUGCAUUGUUGGCUUCACUAGCUGAGGCUGAAGGUCUCCCCCGAGAAGCACAGAACGUACUUGAUCACAAUAUGUUGUUACGUGCUAAAGAGAAAUACCUAUUCGACGCAGUAGCAAACAGAGACAUUGUGGCAGACGACCCGUGGGUAAAAUAUAUAUGGGACUGGGUGGCGACUGCUGAAGAUAAUGCUGAUGACGGAGGCAUGAUACUCUCAAACAUUGACCUCAGCUACGUUGGAGUUCACUCAAUAUGGACAAAUAAUCUUGGCCGUGAUCCUUCUACUCGACUACCUCCUGGCGCAACGCCUCCUGAUCGCACAACAUGGGAACGUACCAUCGCAAGCUUCUGCAAAAAAAAUCUUCUUCCCAAGUUCAGCGGAGCAGAUACCAAGUGGCCAGCGCAUCGUCAGCUAUGCCUCGAAAUAUGCGGUUGGGGUGAUUCUGAAAAGCAUGAUCCAAAAGGCCGCAAUCGAAAGGCAGAUCCUGAGUACCCCACCACCAUUCAUACCAUGGCCGCUGCUCGUGCUUUAUUUACAGGGGAUCAUAAGGAAGCCAUACAGAUCCUUAAGAAAGCCAGCACUGCGCACCCUGAACUCUUGUUUGUGUCUUUGGCCCUACAGCUUAUGGGUAGCGGCGACAGCACGCCUGCCAAGAACAAGGAACAGCUUGAUUUUGAUGAAGCUGUUGCUUCCAAAACCGACCCUUACCUCCGAGCCAUAUCAUCACUGAUUGCUACAGGUGACUGGACGGCUAUAGCCAGCCAGCUAUCUCUUCCCCUUUCUGACCGAGUUUACGUUGCAAUCCGGAACUUUGACGAUGACCAGCUCACACAGUGGCUCAACGAGCAAAUCACCUUGGCGAUAGCAGACGGAGAUAUAGAAGGCAUCGUCCUCACAGGUAUCACAGAACCCAUGGUUGAUAUUUUUGCCCGCUAUAUCCAAAAGUUUCAUGACGUUCAGACAGCGACCCUCGUGCUGUCCAUUUGUGCACCGAGGUACAUAGACGACAUUCGCUGUCGAGCCUGGCGCAACACUUACCGGGCCCAUCUUCAGCGUCAUAAACUCUUCUUCCAGCGCACAAAGUUUGAUGUCGAGUCAACGAAGCGAUCGAAACGGGACGGCAUCCCCAAAUUGAAACCACCUUCCCGCCAAAUUGCCCUCCGCUGUGUUUUCUGCGACGCUGAGACAUCACUCGCGAACAAUGCCAACCAGCCGCCGCAUCUUGGAGGUGCCUCUUCUGCGCAAGCAGCAUCGGCUCUCGAGUCUCGAAAUCCACUUCUCGCAACGAGCAUCAAUGCGGGUGUGAGUUGUCCCAACUGCGGUCGACACCUCCCGCGUUGUGUAGUCUGUCUCGAGAUUGUGGGCGUCCCUCGUUCCGACAAGCCAGAAGAAAAGAGCGAGUCUAAGAUGGCUGGUCAAUUUCCUACGUUUUGUCUCCGCUGCGAACACGUUUUGCAUCUGGACCACGCCCGCCAGUGGUUUGCCAGACACGUUGAGUGCCCUGUACCUGAAUGCCGAUGUCGAUGUAACUUUAGGGCGAACCCUGAAUUGAGUUAUCGUUAGGAUGUUCAUGAUCUAGACAUUUAGAGUCAAAGGAGGUUUGCCCGUCGACCGGGCCAACCGAACUGGGAAUUAUCACCGAACAUCUCAUAUACUGGAUAAGAUCUGCGACACAUAUAC
This is a messenger RNA of Fusarium oxysporum Fo47, 3662 nucleotides long. RefSeq lists its product as uncharacterized. Gene Ontology annotation, cellular component: cytoplasm. The record is from RefSeq and is a predicted model, not a curated record. Gene Ontology annotation, molecular function: protein binding. Bases 387 to 3545 code for a protein of 1052 amino acids. Gene Ontology annotation, biological process: positive regulation of TORC1 signaling. Lineage: Eukaryota; Fungi; Ascomycota; Sordariomycetes; Hypocreales; Nectriaceae. The transcript is spliced from 5 exons.